Messenger RNA from Bacidia gigantensis, 2163 nucleotides. RefSeq lists its product as uncharacterized. Bases 1 to 2163 code for a protein of 720 amino acids. Gene Ontology annotation, molecular function: RNA binding. Gene Ontology annotation, cellular component: nucleus. The transcript has a single exon. Lineage: Eukaryota; Fungi; Ascomycota; Lecanoromycetes; Lecanorales; Ramalinaceae. The record is from RefSeq and is a predicted model, not a curated record. Gene Ontology annotation, biological process: tRNA N2-guanine methylation.
AUGAUCAAGCACAAUCCCUUCAACAUCCUCCGUCAAGGUUGCUCACCGCCGUCGAAGACCUUCGGACGCGCUGCCUUCGCGACCAUGAGUGGAAGUGCAGCGCCGGCAAACUCAACCGAGGUAUCGUACUGCGAUAAACGAUACAACGCGAUUCGAGAGGGAUCGGUAACAAUUCUCACUCCUCUUAGCAGCAAGCCUCAAAAUGUCUUUUACAACCCCAUCCAGCAAUAUAACCGCGACCUUAGCGUAUUGGCAGCAAGGGUAUUUGCUGAGGAUUUCAUACAUAUAAAGCAUCAGAGGGAGCAGAGGAAGCCACAAGAGCCAAAGGGAAGGAAGAGAAAGAGAGGGGUUGAUAUUGAAAGCAAAGACAACAUCAAUGGAGAUGCUCCCCGGAAAGAAGUUGCAGGAAAAGAGGAAGCAGUACAGAAUGAAAGAUCUGAAACGGCCACGGUGGAUGCCGGUCGCCUGGCACAAUCACCUGUCGUUUGUCAAGCUCUCGAUGCCAUACCUACAGGGCCCAAGCCUAAGCAUCAGCUAAGGAUACUGGACGCCCUUUCAGCUACUGGGUUACGUGCUCUCCGAUAUGCUAAAGAAUUACCCAUGGCAACAUCUAUCACAGCGAACGACAUGUCGCAAUCUGCUGCAGAUGCUAUCAAAUUGAAUGUACAAUAUAACGAUGUUCAACACAUAAUACAGACCUCCAGAUCAAAUGCCGUGGAACAUCUGAAUCAUGCCUCUAGCCAUUCUCAAGCCCCUUACGAUAUUAUAGACCUCGAUCCGUAUGGUACUGCAGCUCCCUUCCUGGAUGCUGCCGUGAGAGCAGUAACAGAUGGCGGUAUGCUUUGCGUCACAUGUACAGAUGCCGGCGUCUUUGCAUCGACCGGAUACUUAGAGAAAACCUUUUCACAGUAUGGCGGCAUACCAAUACAAGGACCUCACUCGCACGAAGGAGGGUUGCGGCUUAUCCUGCAGUCGAUUGCCACAGCGGCCGCUAAGUACGGUAUUGCUAUUGAGCCACUCUUGUCUCUGUCCAUUGACUUCUACGCUCGUGUUUUUGUGCGGGUGCGCCAGUCUCCUAGUGACGUGAAACAUCUAGCCAGCAAGACGAUGAUUGUGUAUAGCUGUGAUGCAGGAUGCGGAGCGUGGUCGACGCAACAUUUUGCCCAAUCCAAAGAGAAGAUUGACAAGAAAGGUAACACCAUCUAUCAGUUCAAGUCAGCUUUGGGACCGCCAUCUGAUCCAAAAUGUGAACAUUGUGGCUUCAAGACUCACCUGGCAGGCCCAAUGUGGGGUGGUCCGUUACACAACCCGCACUUCAUCCAACGAAUUCUUGGAAUGCUACCAACGCUCGAUGACACGCAGUACGGAACACUAGCAAGGCUGGAAGGUAUGCUAACCAUUGCACUUGAUGAGGAUCUCGGUGACUCGAUCGAGCCUACGAUUGACAGCAGGUCUUCAUCGGCGGGGCAAGACUCAGUCAAUAUUGUAACCUCCGAUGGAGGUGUUAAAGACAAGCAGGUGAAUGGCAUUCCAAACAAUGCGGCCGUACGACCUAUCCCACCUAUGCAUGCUUCAAGCCGCGCGCUUCAUCCUUUUUUCUUCAUACCCACACAACUCGCAGGUGUAAUCCACUGCGUAUGCCCCCCUGACUUGGCGAUCCGUGGUGCCCUCCGCCAUCUAGGCUACAGAGUCAGCCGCUCACACGCCAAGCCAGGCAGUAUUGUCACAGAUGCAUCGUGGGCAGUCAUCUGGGAGAUCAUGCGGGAGUGGGUACGACAGAAGGCUCCCAAGAAGAACGCGCUCAAAGCAGGGACUGCCGGCAAAGGGAUUAUGAGCCACGACCGUAGCGAAGUUGCUCUACGGAAGACCAAGGAUAGAUUACGGGAUGCACUGCGAUGUGAUGACGAGGAGCAGAUCAAAGAGAAGCUGCAAGCUCUCCUCUUUCAGAUGGACAGCAAGUCUCGUAACGAAGCAUCAAGUGAUGGCGCAGUCACUGAGUUGACAGAGGUUCACAAAGAGAGGGUGACUUUGGAUGUAUCAAAGCUGAAGAUUGUCUUCGACGAGCAGCUCGGAAAGCAAGCUCAGGGCAAGAAGUUAUUAAAUUAUCAGCGGAACCCAACGGUCAACUGGGGUCCGAUGGUAAAAGCCAAAGACGGGCCUUGA